AUGGCCCCGUCCAAGACGCCCCAGCCUCCAUAUUCCAAGGAUGAGCGCGUCCUGUGCUUCCACAUGGAGAUGCUGUAUGAGGCCAAAAUCCUGGACGUGCAGCCAACGGAGAGCGGCGAUGGCUGGAGCUACAAGAUUCACUACAAGGGCUGGAAGAGCAGUUGGGACGACUGGGUGCCGCAGGACCGCAUUCGCAAGUUGAACGACGAAAACAAAGAUCUCGCCCAGCAGCUACUCGCCCAAUACAAGCAGCUGCAGUCCGGUAAGGCGGCCAAGCAGCCUAAGAAGGGAGGCCGUCCUGGUGGCUCUGAUCUCAGCUCUGCCCGCGGUAGUGAGGAGCGAACUGCGGCCGGGACGACGACACAGAACAACCGUAACCCGCGAAGGGCUCGUGAUUUUGACCUCGAAACUCUUUCAUGA
Neurospora tetraspora is the source of this 420-nucleotide messenger RNA. RefSeq names its product chromo domain-like protein. Gene Ontology annotation, biological process: regulation of DNA-templated transcription; chromatin organization. Bases 1 to 420 code for a protein of 139 amino acids. The record is from RefSeq and is a predicted model, not a curated record. NCBI's taxonomy places the organism in Eukaryota, Fungi, Ascomycota, Sordariomycetes, Sordariales, Sordariaceae. Gene Ontology annotation, cellular component: NuA4 histone acetyltransferase complex; nucleus; Rpd3S complex. The transcript has 2 exons.